AUGAAUUCCCCUAUCUCCUUCCUUGCUAUCAUCCUUCUUGUUCUUCACAUUGUUUCAUCAGUCUCAGUCUCAGCUUCAUAUGCAUAUGAUCCCCAAAAAAUAGACCCAUCUCUGAAGACCCAGAAAGUUAAGAAAUGGGUUCAUAAGACUCCCAUUGCACCCAGUCUCAUUAGGCUUCACUUCCAUGAUUGUGCCAUCAGGGGAUGUGAUGGUUCGAUACUACUGGACUACGAUGGAAGUGAGAGGAAAGCGAAUGCAAGCAAGACAUUGAGGGGAUUUGAAGUGAUCGACGAUAUAAAAGCAGAGACUGAGAAGAAGUGUCCAAAGACAGUGUCUUGCGCGGACAUUCUAACAUCUGCGGCAAGAGAAGCCACCGUUGAGGUCGGAGGUCCCUUCUGGAUGGUACCUUAUGGAAGGAAAGAUGGUCGAGUCUCUCAUGCUGCUGAAGCGGAAAUGGUGCCAAUGGGUCAUGAAAAGGUCACUGAUCUUAUUGAGUUUUUCCAGUCCAAGGGCUUGAAUGUUCUUGAUUUGGUUGUCCUCUCAGGAAUGCACACCAUAGGACGGAGUACCUGCAGUGCACUACAAUACAGGCUAUACAACUUCCAGGGAACAGGCCAACCCGACCCGUCAAUCAACCCACAAUACUUGAACUACCUGAGGAGAAAAUGCAGAUGGGCCUCGGAAUAUGUGGACCUUGAUGCCACAACCCCAAAGACCUUUGAUAUUGAAUACUACAAAAACCUUGAAAACAACAUGGGACUCCUACCCACUGAUCAAAUUCUCUACUCUGAUUCUAGAACUUUCCCUCUUGUGACAGCAAUGGCUACCCAGCCCCCGGUUUUCUACUCCCAGAUGGCGGUGUCGAUGGCCAAGCUUGGAAACAUUCAGGACUACUCCAGUGAAGACGGAGGCGAAAUCCGAGCGAAUUGCAACUAUGUCAAUCCUUCUUACUAGAAGCCCGGUCCAGUUUCAGUGAUGUUAGGGACUAAAAAUUAAAACACAGAAAAAUAUUAAGAAAAAAAGUGUAAGUCCCAUAAUAUAGAUUUUGAAUCUGGCUGCACACUAUUUUUUUGAAUAUUUUUUUGUACAAUAAUGUUAGGUAGUUCAAAAAUUUGUGGCUCAAAUGACUCAAAUGACUCAAAACGACUUUCGUUUUGAAAGUAAAUGAGUGUAAAACGUCGUCGUUUUGACAAAUUUAAACCAUUUGAACCACAAAAUUUUGAGGUACAAAACAUUUUCGUUUUUUGUAUUUGAAUUUUUUUGUUCCUAUCAUUAUUAGUGUUACGUCAAUCGAGAAUAAGG
Messenger RNA from Camellia sinensis, 1302 nucleotides. NCBI's taxonomy places the organism in Eukaryota, Viridiplantae, Streptophyta, Magnoliopsida, Ericales, Theaceae. The record is from RefSeq and is a predicted model, not a curated record.